Messenger RNA from Homo sapiens (human), 1921 nucleotides. It is a transcript of the gene CRYBB2, whose product is annotated as crystallin beta B2. The coding region runs from base 1207 to 1824 and encodes 205 amino acids. Gene Ontology annotation, molecular function: identical protein binding; structural constituent of eye lens. Gene Ontology annotation, biological process: camera-type eye development. The record is from RefSeq and is a predicted model, not a curated record. The transcript is spliced from 6 exons. NCBI's taxonomy places the organism in Eukaryota, Metazoa, Chordata, Mammalia, Primates, Hominidae.
ACCUCAGCCUCCCAAAUUGCUAGGAUUACAGGCAUGAGCCACUGCGCCCAGCCCUCAAAUUUUGUCUUCUAUGGGGCAGAACCUGAGAGUGACAGUGAAGCAAGAAUAUCCCUCAGUUAUAAGCGAAUGAGGUUUAGCGCCAAGAGAUCAUUUUACCAGCUUAAUUGAGAGGCAGUAUUGCUCAGUGAUUGCAGGCAGUAGAGUCAAGUGAUAGGAGGCAGAGUGGCUGAGUUAGGCUCUUGAUUUACACCACCUGGUUUCCUCUCCUAGCUCUACCACUCACUGUUUGCCUUUGGGCAAGUCACUUAACCUCUCUGUGCUUCUGUUGCCUCAUCUGUAACAUGGAGAUAAUAAUGCUACCUAUCUCAUAAGGUUGUUGCCGGUAGUAACCGGAGUUUACUUUGCAGAAAGGGCUUAGAACAAUGAGUAAAACCAAGGACGUGCAAUAUGAGUGUUCAUCAUCCUCUUCUCUUGAUCAUUUUUUGACAAGAAGGAGGGCAACAGACAGGCUUCCAGAGCUCCGUUCCAGACACAGGAUGCUGAAGACAUGCUCCGUAGUUGUAUGGAGCAGAGAGACUUUGCAGUUCCUCAAUAAUGGGGGUUUAUUCUAAAGACAUCUGUAGAAACAGGGAAAUUAGAAAACUAGGCUACAUGGCCACACUCAGAGAGUCCAAGUGAAAGCCCUACAAAGAGGUUCAUGGCAGGGGCAGGGGGCCAGGACCCAGACAGUGAACAGGCAUCAUGGAGAGAGAAACUGGAGCCUGAGAGCUCCUGGGAGCUGGAGAGCUGGCUCUGUGGUCACUGCCCCCAGGAAUCCACCAUUAGGGGGCCUCAGCAAAUGCAUCCCCAAGUCUUGGCUCUCUUGGGAGGACCUUCUGGCCAUUUCCUGUUGCUAGCUUCCUCUUUCCCUUGCCUUUCCGUCGGACAUCUUUGAUCUGCUGUCUGGAUUGUAAAAGAUGCUGGCUGUGCUUUUCCUACUCUGUAGACGUUACAAUGUUGCUGUGUGAGGGCCACUUCCACCAGCCAGCAUCCACAUGCCUAUGUGCCUGGAAACUCUCUCCUGUGCCUGGAGAGGUGGGAGGCAGCUAUAAUCUUGGCGGAAUGAAUACCUACUAGGAGCAACCUUCAUCCAAUGACUAACAGGAGCUGGGGUAUCAAUUCCCCAGCUCCCAGUGCUCAGGUCAUUCCUGCACAGGACAGUCCACCAUGGCCUCAGAUCACCAGACCCAGGCGGGCAAGCCACAGUCCCUCAACCCCAAGAUCAUCAUCUUUGAGCAGGAAAACUUUCAAGGCCACUCGCAUGAGCUCAAUGGGCCCUGCCCCAACCUGAAGGAAACUGGCGUGGAGAAGGCAGGUUCUGUCCUAGUGCAGGCUGGACCCUGGGUGGGCUAUGAACAGGCCAACUGCAAGGGCGAGCAGUUUGUGUUUGAGAAGGGUGAGUACCCCCGCUGGGACUCAUGGACCAGCAGCCGAAGGACGGACUCCCUCAGCUCCCUGAGGCCCAUCAAAGUGGACAGCCAAGAGCACAAGAUCAUCCUCUAUGAAAACCCCAACUUCACCGGGAAGAAGAUGGAAAUCAUAGAUGACGAUGUACCCAGCUUCCACGCCCAUGGCUACCAGGAGAAGGUGUCAUCUGUGCGGGUGCAGAGUGGCACGUGGGUUGGCUACCAGUACCCCGGCUACCGUGGGCUGCAGUACCUGCUGGAGAAGGGAGACUACAAGGACAGCAGCGACUUUGGGGCCCCUCACCCCCAGGUGCAGUCCGUGCGCCGUAUCCGCGACAUGCAGUGGCACCAACGUGGUGCCUUCCACCCCUCCAACUAGUGCCCUCCCCACCAUGCCUCCUUCCCAGGACCCAGGUCUGCUGCCCAGGAACCCUCCAGACCUCCCAGAGAGUGAAUAAAGUGUGACUUGCAACUUG